This is a messenger RNA of Meloidogyne enterolobii, 126 nucleotides long. Lineage: Eukaryota; Metazoa; Nematoda; Chromadorea; Rhabditida; Meloidogynidae. The record is from the annotation of a GenBank genome assembly.
AUGGAAGGUAUUGAUCUUCCUUUAAUUUCUGAUGAUGAAGAAUUGGACUACGAUUUGCUUGAUGCUCCUGACAUUCCAUCUGGAUUUAAAGUACAAGCAGCGGUAAGUUCUUUUUGUAAUUUAUAG